This is a messenger RNA of Erinaceus europaeus (western European hedgehog), 754 nucleotides long. RefSeq names its product presenilin enhancer, gamma-secretase subunit (gene PSENEN). The coding region runs from base 311 to 616 and encodes 101 amino acids. Gene Ontology annotation, cellular component: gamma-secretase complex. The record is from RefSeq and is a predicted model, not a curated record. Gene Ontology annotation, biological process: Notch receptor processing. Lineage: Eukaryota; Metazoa; Chordata; Mammalia; Eulipotyphla; Erinaceidae. The transcript is spliced from 3 exons.
CACCGAAACACUACAACCUCCAGAGACGCUUGCGGCUGGUCCCCCAAACGUCCGUGGCUGAGAGUGCCCAAGGCGUCAAGCCGGAGGAAGUCCACUCCCCGAGUGAGUUGAGGGUCUCUGCGCACCCCAGUCAACUCAAGCAGCGUCUUAAUCCCGCCAGUUGUGGGUAGAAGGGUCUCGGAGGGGUGUUUUUCCAGGAGAGCGGCCCGUCAGUUUCCCACCGUUUCGCCGGGAUCGGGGCGUGGUCGUUCACGUCUAGGCCGGGGUCUUGCCUCCCAGACGCCCGCGACGACCCAGCCUCAGCGCAGCUAUGAACCUGGAGCGGGUGUCCAACGAGGAGAAACUGAACCUGUGUCGGAAGUACUAUCUGGGUGGGUUCGCUUUUCUCCCUUUUCUCUGGUUGGUCAACAUCUUCUGGUUCUUCCGAGAAGCCUUCCUUGUCCCAGCUUACACUGAGCAGAGCCAAAUCAAAGGCUAUGUCUGGCGCUCAGCUGUGGGCUUCCUCUUCUGGGUGAUUGUACUUGCCACCUGGAUCACCAUCUUCCAGAUCUACCGGCCCCGGUGGGGCGCCCUUGGAGACUACCUCUCUUUCACUAUACCACUGGGUAGCCCCUGACAACUUCUGUACAGACUUCUGUAGACCUGUUCAUUCUCCUAGGAUGGGUUUCUCUACUUUAUAUCGACUUUUCACACCCCUAAGGUUUGUUCUCAUAUCUUUUACUGACAUCUCCCAAUAAAGAACCCUAAUUCUCUA